CGUCCGCGGCGAAUCCAACGGCCGGCGGGCGACGCCGUAUCCCACCCGAGCGCCGAAACCGCCGCGUCGUCCGCACGCGCGUCAGCCCCUCGUCGGCCGCCGCAUUUCCUCGAUUCGCGAGCGUCGGCGGCGAUAACUUCCGCUUACGCGCGCGCGGGAUGGCGUCCACGCUUUGCUCUCCCCGCCACCACCACCGCUCACAUCUUUGCCGCAGCCGCCUCCGCCCCUCCCCUCCCAGCCACGCCCGUCUCCGGAGCGGCGCCGGCUGCCCACCAGGAUUGAACACCACGAAAUACCUUUGUUCCCACCCAAUGUCCACCGGCAGGGGCUCUCCUGUGUCGUGUUCAUCCAUGGAUGCAUCCAGCAGCAAGCAAGGACCAGAACAUCUCAUUGUUCUGGUUCAUGGUAUCAUGGCAAGUUUUUCUUCGUUCUCCAUCGAUUAUAGCCCCAGUGACUGGACAUAUGGGGAAGCAGUGCUGAAAAAGAGGCUUGGUGAUAAUUUCCUCAUCUAUGCUAGUUCAUCAAACAUCUACGCCAAAUCUUUUGACGGGAUCAAUGUAGCUGGAAGGAGGUUAGCGAAAGAAGUCUUGGACGUGGUUCAGAAGAUGGCUGGCUUGAAAAAGAUUUCCUUCAUAGCACAUUCUUUGGGUGGUUUGUUUGCUAGAUAUGCUAUUGCUAUACUAUAUUCACAGCAAGCAAAAGAAACUGGAAGUGGUGCUAGUGUCAUGCUCACAAGUGGAGGAUCUGAAAUAUCACGCACUUCAGGAUUAGGUGCCAUUGCUGGGUUGGAGCCAACUAAUUUUAUUACAUUGGCAACCCCACAUCUUGGUGUUAGAGGAAAAAAUCAGCUUCCAUUUCUUCAAGGGUUGUCAAUUCUAGAGAAACUUGCAGCACCUUUGGCGCCCUUCAUUGUCGGACGCACUGGUGCUCAACUCUUUCUCACUGAUGGUGAACCUAGCAAGCCACCUCUCCUUCUACUAAUGACAUCUGACCAUGAGGACAAAAAGUUCAUAUCUGCACUAGCAGCUUUUAAGAACCGCAUUCUGUAUGCUAAUGUUUCAUAUGACCAUAUGGUUGGUUGGAAAACAUCCUCAAUAAGGAGAGAAUUGGACCUUCGAAAGCCCUUGCGUCGUUCACUUGAUGGCUACAAGUACAUUGUGAAUGUGGAAUACUGUUCACCUGUGUCGUCCGAUGGUCCCCAUUUUCCUUCGCGGGCUGCCAGAGCUAAAGAAGCUGCACAAAGUACACCGAACAUGGAAAAUACCAAUGAAUAUCACCAGAUGAUGGAAGAGGAGAUGAUUCGUGGUUUGCAGAGAGCGGGGUGGAAGAAAGUAGAUGUCAACUUCCACGCGUCACUGUGGCCUUACUCUGCUCACAACAACAUGCAUGUUAAGAAUGAGUGGGUUCACAACGCUGGUGCUGGUGUUAUCGCCCACGUCGCGGACAGCAUGAAACAGACAUGUCUGCCUUCCAACUUGUAAGAUGUAGACUUGGGGUGCUGGCAUUCGCCACGGUUAGUACUCUUAUCAGGCAACCUUUGAGCUUGCCGGUUUUCCUCCUAAGCAACAGAGGGGUUUUGCCAGUAUUCGAAGAUCCAGUAAGCCAUAAAUUGAUUGCUGAAGGUUAAUUACCUGUCAGCUUGUUGUUUCGAUGCCUGUACAUGUUCUUCAUCUCUCACGAAGAAAUAUAUUUGCGCUGCAGAUCUGCAGGAAUCAGUGACACAUUUUGUUGCAGACGGUUCGCAAAUCAGAUGUAGAGUCAGGUGCCAGCACAAAUUGAAAAUGAAGAAAAACCACACGGGGUGAUAUUUUUGUUUUCAGAUGAUUGCCUCGACUUGUGCUGGAAGCAAAUGGUACUUGAAAUGUACCGCUCACAUACCCUCAAGGCUACACGUGGUACUGAAAUUAAAUCUGUGCAUCAACUGAGGAGAAGGGGAAUACGAAAACCAUUCGAAUGUUGCCAUUGUACUGAAAUUGAAUCUGUUGUUUGGGUGCUUAUGGGAUGACGUGCAUGAAAAAAUAGAACACCGAUGGCUGGAAUCAAUGAACAGGGUAUUGGUCUGUAUGUUGCCUACUUUGUGCUUGUUGACAACCUGAAGUAAGCAGCAUACAGUUUUA
Molecule: messenger RNA, 2117 nt
Organism: Triticum dicoccoides
Lineage: Eukaryota; Viridiplantae; Streptophyta; Magnoliopsida; Poales; Poaceae
Product: putative lipase YDR444W
Exons: 11
Coding region: 159-1481 (440 amino acids)
Biological process (GO): lipid metabolic process
Source: RefSeq, a predicted model, not a curated record